Scatophagus argus is the source of this 4117-nucleotide messenger RNA. It is a transcript of the gene atl3, whose product is annotated as atlastin 3. NCBI's taxonomy places the organism in Eukaryota, Metazoa, Chordata, Actinopteri, Scatophagidae. Gene Ontology annotation, molecular function: GTPase activity; GTP binding. The record is from RefSeq and is a predicted model, not a curated record. Bases 364 to 1899 code for a protein of 511 amino acids. The transcript has 15 exons. Gene Ontology annotation, biological process: protein homooligomerization; endoplasmic reticulum organization.
UGUAUAUAAGCAAAACAUCUUGCCUCUGCUUUACAUAACUUACUGGGCAGUUCCGUAUUCGUAACUUUACAUUAAAACUACAUUUCCUACAGUUAUACUGCUGUGGUGGCAUCUUGGGUAAUGUAGUUCAUAGACAGCCUAAAGCGGAAGCGGUAACCCACAACAAAACUACAUUUCCCGUGCGCCGCAGGGUGAAGACGGAAGUGUGUGAUUUCGUGGAAAAAAGUUCUCAUAGUUGUUUUCAUGCCAGUGUAAAGAAAAAAAGUCACGUUUCAGUCGUUUCUCGAGUCUUGUAAGAUUGUGUGAAGCCGUUUGGAGACAUCAAAGUUAUCGACCGAACACAGGGAUCAGUGCCUCUUAAGGAUGGGGAGCGAACCAGGUCCAGUUCAGAUCGUCACGGUGUGUAAGGAGGAUCACUCCUUUGCUUUGGACACGGAGGCGUUGGCCCGCGUUCUGUUGGCCCCUGAGGUCCGAGACAAACAUGUGGUUGUGGUGUCGGUGGCCGGAGCCUUCAGAAAGGGCAAGAGCUUCCUGCUCGAUUUCAUGCUCCGCUACAUGUACAGAAAGGAUGAUGAAGACUGGCUGGGGAAGGAAGAUGAGCCACUGACUGGAUUUUCUUGGAGAGGGGGUUCAGAACCAGAGACAACAGGCAUCCAGCUGUGGAGUGAAGUUUUCCCUGUCCAAAAGAGCGAUGGAACAGAGGUGGCAGUAGUGUUGAUGGACACUCAGGGAGCCUUUGAUAACCAGUCCACUGUCAAAGACUGUGCCACCAUCUUUGCUCUCAGCACCAUGACGAGCUCAGUACAGAUCUAUAAUCUGUCACAGAACAUACAAGAGGACGAUCUGCAGCAGCUACAGCUGUUCACAGAGUAUGGUCGUCUCGCCAUGGAUGAGAUUUUUCAGAAGCCGUUUCAGUCUCUAAUGUUCUUAAUCAGGGACUGGAGUUUUCCCUAUGAGUAUACCUACGGGUUUAAAGGAGGCAAUGAGUUCCUGGAUAAACGGUUACAGGUUAAGGAGACCCAACAUGAGGAGCUGCAGACAGUGAGGGAGCACAUCCAUUCAUGCUUCACCAAAAUUUCCUGCUUCUUGUUGCCGCACCCUGGGCUGAAGGUUGCCACCAGCCCAUCUUUUCAGGGACAACUUAAAGAUGUGGCCCCAGAGUUCAGAGAGGAGCUGCAGAGUCUGAUUCCUAAACUGCUGCAUCCGGAUCAUCUCGCUGAGAAAGAAAUAAACGGAAACAAAGUCACCUGCCGAGGCCUGCUCGAGUUUUUCAAGGCUUACAUUAAGAUUUACCAGGGAGAAGACUUGCCACAACCAAAGACGAUGCUCAUGGCUACAGCAGAGGCCAACAACCUGGCAGCUGUGGCAACAGCCAAAGAUCAGUAUUACAAGAACAUGGAGAAGGUGUGUGGAGGAGACCUACCUUACGUGUCCCCCGACUCCCUGGAGGAAAAGCAUCACUUUUACUUUCGGGAGUCUCUUCACACCUUCUCCUCAACCAAGAAGAUGGGCGGCCAAGAGUUUUGUGACCGUUACCAGGCGCAGCUGGAAAAGGAACUGGAGGAAAUGUGGCAGUCGUUCAGCAAGCACAAUGAGUCAAAAAAUCUCUUCAGUGCUUUCCGGACGCCAGCAGUGCUGUUUGUCCUGGUGUGCCUCCUCUACGUGCUGUCAGGUGUGUUGCUCUUCAUUGGCCUGUCUACCUUUGCCCUCGUGUGUGACUGUACCAUGGGUGUGGUCAUGAUGUCCAUGCUUACGUGGACCUUCAUCCGCUACUCUGGUCGGUACCGGACUGUAGGAGGAGCCAUCGACCAGGCUGCAGGCGUCGUCCUGGAGCAGGCCACUGUAGUGUUGAACAAGUCGAGAGGUCCAAGCACUGGGUACCAGAAGAAAUCCAGUUAGAGGACCUCUGAACCCUCAUAAUCUUGAUGCAAUGCAACCAGCACACAACACAAGCACACAUUCAGGACUAAAGCCUUAUCAUGCCACCCAUUGGAACAAACAUGCAGCUAAACCACAUUGGCGCAAGGUAAAAAAAAAAAAAAAAAAAAAAAAUAUGAUGCCAAUACACCAGCAUCUGUGUUAUGCAUGCUGCUGUUCAAGUCCAGGUUCAUACAUUGGUAAACCAUCCCAGUCCCUCUUACUGAUAUUGCACGUGUUAAAUUGACACUGCCAUCAUUUUACAAGUUUACAGCUGGUCUAUGCGGACAAGUCGACGUUUACCUUUAAACUUAUAAAACACUUAAAUUUUCUAUUUCAGCUGAAUGCAUCCUGCUCGGCUGUUUAUUGUUCAGACUGGGGUAGUCAGGGUGCCUUUCAAAGAAAGCUUCUGCAGUUUAUCUUUAAAAGUGCUAACUUUAAAGCUUAUACAUUUAUAUAUAUUUCUUUUUUUUUUUCUUUGUGGCCUUAAAAUCAUUCCGUUCUGUUUGUUGAUUUGCCUUAUAUUUGAUAUAAAUUCAGCAGUUUUUUUUUUUUUAAGGCAGAUUAACUGUCACUACAUUGAAAUGAGAAGAGGAUGCGCACUUUCCAUACGGCACAGCGGGUUUUGGAGGCUGCAUGUAAUGGGAAUUCAGUUGGAUCUCGUUCGUUUCAUGUGCUUUUCCAUUUAUUCCUUGAUGGAAACGUGUUAUGCUUUGUAGAUUUUGAUACUGUUUGUUACACUCUCCCAGGGAAGUUAUAUAUAGGAACUUGUAUUCUGCAAAAUUUUCCAACUCCAAACACGAACAGAAGAUGAUGUUGAGCACCCAACAUAAUAAAACUAGCGACCAGUAAGCCAAAGAGUUAACUUUAAAUAUUUGAAUUAUGCUUUGGCCUUGUACUCUCUUCAAGCCUCAGUGGAUAUAAGCUAAAGUACAGUAUAGUGCAUUGUAAACAGAGGAGCUUUCAUCCCUCAACAUUUUAGCGAAGGCUGUAGUGAACUCAGACUGAACAUGUGUUGAUCAGUGUUAAACAUACAUGGAACAAAUAACAAGCAUGAUGAUUAAAUAGACAAAAAAACAAAAAACAGAAGUAAUAAGCAGUCAAAGCCUAUAGAAAAUAGGACUGAGUUGUUUUCCUCCUGUGGUUUUUUUUUUUACCAAUGUCUCAAUUUUCAGUCAAACUUGGUAAUCUAUUGAAUCUAUCUAUCUAUUUAGUUCUGAAAAAUCCUCAAAAUGUAGUCAUGUUGGUGUAUUUGCGCCUCAGAAAUUACUUCCUGAUGCCUUCAGGGACCAUUUGCAGCCUGUGCUGUGAGAAAACACUGUGCGCUACCUCGCUGUCUGGCAGUUUAUUGAGUUAGCAUUGGUGAUCUGGCUGCAGUUGAAAGGGAUAUUUCAACUAUUUCACAGUUAAGUUUAACCGUGUAAGAAAACUGCGUCAAUCUAAAACUUCUUACAGAAGUGUCUUGGGUUCUCCUCCGCUUGCACUCAAUCAGUCGGUUGGAUUUUUCAAAAGUCGUACAGGGAAUUAAAAAGGUGAACUAAACGGUGGAUUUGUUAGAUUUUAGGUUCCCUCUGUGAAGACGGGCUUCUCAGAGUCAGACAUUGGAUUAAAGGACUCUGAUUAUUUUCCUAGAUCUCUGAAUAUGGUGAAAUGUAGAUUCCUUUGACAAACAUUGCAGAAGCAGAAUAACAAGAAUUUAGUAAUUUAUUAAAAUAGGACUUUUCGCAGCCACAAGAUUGUGUGACCUGAAAGCGAAAAUGGGACUCUGUAGUCAGCGAUGAAUUUCAGUUGUGCACUCAGACAGCGACACUUGUACAUCUAGACACAGUGGAGACACAAAAAGCUGAUAAACGGUGCUUUAAUCUCACAGUCAUUCCCUGAUACUCUGGUUGUAAGUCGUAAGAACACAGGGCCGAAAAAUAAACGUGUUACUAUGCAGGAUGAGAGGCUUUCAUGAUUUUUUUUUUAAACACAUUCCACUUCAUGUCUUUUCCACAAGAGGAGGAAAAUUCAAGAUGUUGUACAAGCACUUACUAUUGCACUUCCCCUCCUCUUUGGUGCUUUUUGCACACAGCUCAUUCCAAAAGAGAAUAAAUGCUUGCCAUGUUGUAGUAACAGCUAAUGUAAUCAUCUCCUACACAGGGCUAUGUCUUGACUUGAGAAAUUCUGUUUUGUAAAGAAUAAACAGAACUUGAAACUG